Molecule: messenger RNA, 5700 nt
Organism: Nilaparvata lugens (brown planthopper)
Lineage: Eukaryota; Metazoa; Arthropoda; Insecta; Hemiptera; Delphacidae
Gene: Mondo
Product: MLX-interacting protein
Exons: 16
Coding region: 181-2976 (931 amino acids)
Biological process (GO): regulation of transcription by RNA polymerase II
Cellular component (GO): nucleus
Molecular function (GO): DNA-binding transcription factor activity, RNA polymerase II-specific; protein dimerization activity; RNA polymerase II cis-regulatory region sequence-specific DNA binding
Source: RefSeq, a predicted model, not a curated record
UAUUAUGGUUAGUUUAGCAAGUGUUUAUUGAGUGGCCUUGAGUGUAUUCAGUCUUUUUUCCUUUGGUUAUUGUUACAAAAGUUCAAAAUAAAUGUGUGUUUCGUUGGUUAUUUGUGAUUUUCUUGGAAGUCUACCGAAAGUUUUGUGUACAUGAAACCAAAGUGAGCUAGUGCGCGUAAUAUGAUAAUCAUGGCUGAAACAUUGAAAAGUUUUGAAACUAGGAUUAACCCGAAGCCUCUUGAGAAGGAGACAAUCCAUUCGGGACAUUUCAUGGUUUCAAAAUUUGAAGCUGAAGAGCCAGAUGAUGACGAUGAUGUUGCUGUGCCUGUUCCGGAUGCUAUGCUAAAUAAGGCCAAUAUGAAUUUACAAGCGGUUACAAGUGUUACGGCUGUUCGCUCUAGUACAAGUAAAAUAGUCAAUAUUCCGGGUCAAACCAUAGCUAUAGAGACUUCUUUAGCCAAACUUUUCCAGUGCAUGUCUUUAGCUUACAGACAAAAAUUGACUUCACCCAAAUGGAACAGGUUCAAAGGAAUAAAAUUGAGAUGGAAAGACAAGAUACGAUUGAACAAUGUCAUUUGGAGAUGUUGGCAUAUGCAAUUCAUCACCAAGAAGAACUCCUUAGUGUGCCAGUUUGCCUCACCACUGGAUGUGGACACUCACAACAAGCCAGAGGUAAAGGCGGUAGUUCUGGAGGGAAAGUAUUGGAAGAGGAAGCUGAAUGCUGUGACUGCAGAGUACAAAAAAUGGAGGAUGUUCGCUCGAAAUCAGGUGAUGGGUUGGGGGCCCAAAGAUGCUCAAGAUGUGCUUUCGGAGAUGGACCUACUGGGCUGGCAGCCUCACAGCAACGACUGCAGCCACAUGAUGGUGGAUGAGGACUACAUGGAGUUCAUGUCGGACACUCUCUUCUCAUCAAUUGCGGCUCAACCGUUCGCCUUCCCUGACCCCAGAGAAAUUGCUCGGGGGGGAGCUGGCCUAUGGGCUGACCUAAUUCAACCCAGUCUGGUGCAGCUACAGCCAAACCUUGACGAUGAUGUUAUGGACACAUUUGAACCUCUGCAUGACUUGCUGUGCUCCAAACUGCCGCCAGUCCCUGAAGAGAUAAGCACGGGUACAGCGUCAGACAGCAGCAUACAGGACCUGUACAGGGCUCUGAAUGGCACCUACCAGGACAUGACCUCUGAGCCACCCCCUCCACCUCCACCCCUUCCCUCUCCCAAACCUCUGGCAGGCCGAAACUCCUCUCUGUAUCGACCUGUUGUUAAACAGGAGCCGCAGUACCCCUCAUACCAGUAUGCAUCGCAACCGGUUGCCAGUCCGCGAACGUCGACAUACAAACCCUACAUGCCUUUGACCUACAAUAUGCCAACACAACAACCACAACACCAGUCUGUCACACAUUAUCAACAGCUGUCACCCCCUCCACCUCCGCCGCCUCUACCCCCUCCACCAGCCCAAGCGCCGGCGGCAACUUGCAUCCAAUCAGCGCCGAGCCCGCCAGAAUUCAAAUUGCCAUCGACUCCGCCUCCGUCGGCAGCUGCAGCCUAUCCGUGCAGCCUGUCUUCCCUGCAACGCACCAAUAUGCGCUCGAAUAGUCUGCCCCUGUGCGACAAGCCUAUGCCGCAGAGACGGGCUACCGAGCAAGUGUUCGCUAUACCUAAGUUAAAACACCGCAAUCGGUCCCGCAGUGGCUCAAGUCUGAUGACACCGGGCAAGUCAUCGACGCCGACUCUCAUCUCAGCCGGAAGUGAUCCCGCCCUCAACACCACUCAGACGCCAAAUGCCUUACUGCAUCAACUCCUCACAACAAACAAUAACAACUGCAACACAGCGACCAACUACAGCUACAGAGGAGUGAGUGCGUCGAGUCCGUUGAUCGACAAGAGCCUGGCUGAUAGCAUGGGGGGCCCCGCAAUGGCAUCUGGCAGCCCUGUCGCCUCAUACAGCGGCUACACUCACACUCAGAGCUCGGCAGCUGUGCAUAUCAUCAACACCAACACAGACUCCAAUGAUGGCGUCGAACACAUUAUGCCUGACAAUACGCCCGUUAUGUACUCUAGUCAUAGUCCCAGUGACACAUUCACAUUCUCUGCCAAUGUGACAACAGGUGCGUUAUCCAGGAGGAUGGCCACGAAUCAGCAAAUGCCGACAAUUUUGUCACAGUCACCCUCUUCUACUAUUGUGGUCAACUCGCCGUCUCCACUAUCAAUCUCAGCGGAGCAUUCACCACAGAUGGUUGGCAGUGCAUCGAACAGUCCGAAACACCCGGAUUCGCCAGGAAAUGAUAGUCUCAGUCUGUCUCCUCUGAAUGUCGGCAGUCCGAACUCUCCAAAUUCCAAGAGCGGAAGACGGACAUAUAAGGAGCACCGAAGGGUCUGUCACAUCAACGCUGAGCAGAAGCGACGCUGCACCAUCAAGAAUGGAUUCGACACCCUCCAUGCCCUCAUUCCGCAGCUCAACCACAACCCAAAUGCCAAGCUGAGUAAAGCGGCAAUGCUUCAGAAAGGAGCUGAAUACAUUAGGCAGCUGAGGAACGAAAGAAAUCAGCUGAAAGAGGAAAUGGACAGUCUUCGUCAGCAGGUUGAGUGCCUCAAUUCAGCAAUUAGCAAUUGCCAGUCAAUGUUACCAGCUACUGGAGCUCCCGUCUCCAGACACAGAACAAGCCGAAUGAAGGAAAUGUACAACGAGUAUAUUCGCUCAAGAACUCAAGAGAAUUGGAGGUUUUGGCUGCUGAGCCUGAUUUGUGAGCCACUGCUGGUCUCGUUCAACAACACAGUCUCCACUGCCAGCCUUGACGAUCUCUACAGAACCACGUUGAUUUGGGUCGAGCAGCAUUGCUCGCUCGUUGAUCUACGGCCUGUUGUAUUGAAUGCAUUGAGGCAUCUGUGUACAUCGACUGAAUUCUUGUCGGAUCCUACCAAGCUGCCUUCAGAAGCUCAAGCUGCUGCCAUCAAAUCACACAGCUCAAACUCCUCCUAGUUGUAAUUUUAAAUGACAUACACUUACUGGUCUCAUUUGAAAAUAGGUUAUUAUGGUUUUUAUGAAAACCGCCAUUUUUCUUCAUGAAGUUAAACUUCUUCUUAUAACUGUCAUUAUUAACAGUUAUGUGCCUUCGAAUAGAAGCCUGAAGGCUAAAAUCCUGAAAUCCUUGAAAAAUCUUCAACUCUGUAUAACUGAAUUUUUUAAAACUGGAUAAAUGUCAGUUUUGUAGUAGCCCUACAUUGAUCAUACUGAAUUGAGAAAGUUGUCAAUGUUUCAGAAAUUCAAGUAUUAUCAACUUUAAUCCUCAUUCGAACUGAAGAGUUCUCAUAAACUUCAUUGAAAACUUAUCACUUCUAUCCCUAUGGUCAGGUCCACGUUAAAAUGGCAGUGGAGAAGGAUACCUGGAGGAUAGCUGAUACCUGUAUAUCUGAAGUAAUAUUAACUAUUCAUUCUUGUUUAAAAUUAUCAUUUAUAUUUUUUCAAGAAAAUUUAUUUUUGAAUGAUUGAAUAAUAAAUUCCCAUAAAGAUUGAAUAUUUUGGUGAUUAAUUAUAUUUUCACAAAGCACAAUCUGAAAACCUUGCGGAGCUAGAAGAGGAUAGCGCUAUCUGCUUGGUCGAAUGAUAGACAAGGAUAGCAACAGUAAUGUUAAUCAAAUACUCCCAUUAUAACGUGGACCUCACUAUAGUCAAUUUUAUUGAAAUUGAACCAUUUGAAUUAAACAUCUUUAAUACCAUUUUAUAAUAAUACAAUUUUUUUUAAAUGAACUUCCUAUCCAUUGCCAUGUAUUGAAGAAUUCUCAAUUUCCAAUCAAAUUGAUUUGAUUAUAAUAAUUUAUUGCCAGAAGCUUUAAUUGUAUCCAUACGCUAAGUGAAUCUUUCAUCUAUUAUUAAUACUUGAAAAUUCAAGUUGAAAUUUUACCAUAUCAAGCCAUAGUAACAAUAAUAUAAUAUAAUAGUAAGGAAAUGUUGAGAUAUCAAUUUUUAAAUUUUCUUAUAAAUUUUGAAAAUGCGUUUAGAUAAGUUGGAAUUCUACGAAUAAGAACUUAAUAUUUUAAUACAUAUUAUUAAACUACUGUUCUAUUAUUGUUGUAAGAAUAUUGUGAUAGAUUGAAGUUACUGGCCAAAAGUCAACUACUGUCUUGCACAAACAGUUUCUGCUCCGAAUUUGAAGAUUUUUCAUAUCAAUUAGAUUAGAGAAUAUAAAAAAUAAAAUUCAGAGUCUUUUUUACGAAGGUAGAAAGAUCAUUGGAAAACAUGUUUUCAAAUGGAAUUUGGAAACCAUGACUUUACAUUUUUAUGAUAGUUGAAAAUUUAGAACACCUUUAUUCAUUUUCGCUGUGUUCUAUUUUUAUAAAUGUUUAUUAAUCUUUCAAGUAUAUUCAUAUUGUAUGUUAUGUUCACAAUGAUUAGUAAACCUACUUAAGUAUAUUAUCAGAUAGUUGAUUUGCAUGAAUACAUUAGAUAUUUUAUACUAGUGUACUCUAAGGAUGGAAUUAAUAUUCAAUAAUAUUUUAUGGAUUUUACAAAUAUGAGCCAUUUUUAUUGUGAAAUGAAUUGUCUGUAACUGUAAAUUUUGUUAAGUUUUAAAUAUAUAUAUAUAUAUGUAAAACAAUUCUUUUACUGUCAACAUGUGCAAUAUUUUUUAUAGUAUUACUCAUUCCAUCAAUAAUUAUUAUGCUUGACAAUUAUACAAUGUUCUAAAUCAGCUUAAGUAAAUGUUUCAGUAAUGGUUAAUUAUAAACAAUUGACUACUAUGGGAUAAACAAUGCCUUUCAUAACUGAGUAUUCAGAAUCUUAAAUAGCUUUCUGAACAUGUUAGAAAGUUAUAUGAAAGUAACCGGAUAGGGUUCUGUAAGAGACUUGCAGAACGUUUGCAGAACAAAUUAGAGAAGUUGUUAAGAACAAAUUAAGAAAUUUAACAGAGAACUUGCAGAACAAAUCAUUUCAUAAAUUUAUUAUCGUACACAUUACGAUGAGUUUAUUACUUUCAAAUCCGAGGGGGGAUACUAUCUAUGGCCGUGGUGUUGCCAUGUUAGAGAGGAGAGCGUUCUGUGGUCUGUUGUGUUCCAUUAUAAGGAACGCCUCUCACCGUCGACAUGAUACUCAUACGUAUAGGCCGUGAGUUAUAACAAGAACCUCAACCCCUUAAACGAUGGCUGGCAUGGUAGCGAUGUAAGGGUGGAAUGUCUCUCUCACUGCAUUCAUAAGGCAAUGAUUCAUAAGGUUCUGAAAAUUCACCAGAAGGAUUAUGAUUGGUAGUAAAAAAUUACAAAAAGUUGAAUAGAAAAAUUAUUUUAUACCAAUAUACAAUCGCAACAUUUACAGCUAUCUUGUAAGUGAACAUGUGCAACAUUAAUUAGGCGCGGAGCACCAGUAAAAGUAUAAACAAAAUUCGAAAUGAAUAAGUUACUCAAGAUUUUCUAGAAUUACAAAGAUAUUGAAAUUACUGAACAUUAAAAGGUUUUGAUACAAAAUGUCAAUUUUUUGAUACAUAGCUAUCAGUUUUCAAGCAGUUUUAAAAAAAUAAUUAUAAUAGAAUUUUCACCGGUUAAUACGUAAGUAUAUAUGCAAAUUAAUUCUCAAGUACUAUACAUGAAGAGUUCCAUCUGAAAGAUUGGCAUAUAUUGAGUUCUCUGGUUUAUAAAUAAUGAACAAAAUAUUCAUAUAAAAGUAUCAAUGCUAAAUAAUAAUAUCUCACUGAAUCGUUUACAUACACGUUUU